AUUUUCGCGCCAUCUCUCUCCAUCCUUUCGUCCCUCCCUCCCUCGCUCUCUCUCUUUCUCUCUCUCGAUCUACGUUGGUUAGUCAUGGUGGUUGCGCUCGGUCCCGGGAAGUUCUACGGGAGCAGCCUACCGAGGCCAUGGAUCUAUACAAACGUGAAGCUGAGCGACGAGGGUAGGGUUGAUCCCCCUUUGCCCGUUCUCGAGCCACUGCUUUCCUGGGCCAACGACGCCCACUGGUCAAUGGGCGGUCUUAGCUUCAAGCGUUGCAGGCUCCAAGGAAGGAUCGAAGGCAGCGUCAAAAAGCUCAGAGCCCAGCAGGAGAAGCAGCUUAAGAACAAGUUGAAAGCCAAAGAGACGGAGAAGAACCUCAAGAAAAGCAAUAUCGAUGUGUCUACUUCGCCUAAUGCGGAUCCUUCUCCUUCUCCUUUCACCCGGAGAGGCGAUUUUCUUGUCGAUGAGGACGAUUUAGUGGAAGAAGAACGCCCGACUGUUCGGUUUCGGAGAUUAAGGAAAAAAGUCGUACAUGAGAAUGCGAAGGAGAAGGUCUCACCGGUUAGGAGUUCAGCCCGUCGAUCUGCUGCUUCUCCCGCAUCGCCACCACCGGCACCUUCGCGGAGGGUUGAUGGUAUAAAUGCGGAUGAUUCAGAGGAGGAAGAAGUGGAAGAAACCCCUGUUGCGCGACUUCGGCGGGCGGCAAGGAAGCUUGGAGAUGAUUUUGAUAAGGUUGUUGGUGGCCCUGCACUGAAGAAAGUUGAAACAGAUGGUGGGAAGAGGAAGGAUGCAAGUGCAAAUGGAUCUAUUAUUGCAGGGAGAAGCAGGGGUAGCCCAUUGAAGAAAAACAAGAGAACGAGGGAGGGUGAAAAGAUAAUCAAUUCUUCGUCACCUUCUCCAAUUAGUCCUAUGGAUGCAAUAGCUUCUCGGACUCGGAGCCGGAGAUCCUAGAAGGCUAGAAGGGCGAUGCUUCUUACAAUUGAUGGUUGGUGUUGCUAUUCGUGGAAACAGAACCAAAAGAAAAAUGGAAGCAGGAAUGUGCUGAGAUGGUCUAGUUUAUUUUGGUUCAAUCUACAGUUCCGUGGCUCCCAUGGUUGAAUUGAACCUCUUUUCUUGUAGUUUCUUUCACUGGUUCAGUGUUUCUCCCAAUCUGUUAACUUGGUUUGGUAACAUGUAUGGAAGAAUAUGAUAUUUCUCUUUGUUUACAAUAACGCGGGAUAACAAUUUUUUUCUAGGUUUAUUGCUUAGCUGCCAUGGGACAUGAUGACUGAUUAGAUAAUUUUCUGUACGCUUUGUAUCUAUUCUCUUUGAUUCUCAUUAGACCAGUUUGUUAUAAAUAGAGAAAAGAGAAACAAGCGGAGGUCGGAUGUUUUGGAGUUUGCAUUUGAAAACCUAAAAAGUGGAAGAAGUCUUUUUUAA
Molecule: messenger RNA, 1410 nt
Organism: Nelumbo nucifera (sacred lotus)
Lineage: Eukaryota; Viridiplantae; Streptophyta; Magnoliopsida; Proteales; Nelumbonaceae
Product: microtubule-associated protein
Source: RefSeq, a predicted model, not a curated record